UCAGAUGCGCUUACUGCUAUUUCAAAGAUCUGGCAGCAGUUUUAAGACAAAGAGUAAACAAAGUAAGGGGGAUGAAGAGGGUACAACAGGACACACCUUCUCAUGCAGGGUCUGGACAGAGAAUACUGUUCACAGGACCAGACGGCAUUGGAGAUUUCCGUCCCAAAUUGGACUAUUUCCCCCGCAGCAUUGGAAUUGGCCCGUUAUCUCCGGAUGCCACGAGUGACCUCAACUACCUCUUCCGGCCUGCAGCGCACGCGACCCCGCCGUUACCGAAACACCGCUGCACCGGAGAAGUGGGCUGGGGUCUACAGUACUGCACUGCACUCAACAGGCGGACUACUGUCAUCAACCACACACUAUAUCAGGCACACUCAGCCCUGGUUUCGGGACAAGCAAACGACCUGCAGGAGGCUUGCUUGGAACCACGGCGCACAUGAUACUUACAGCAAGGAUGACAACGAACAGUUCCCGCUUAAUGAAGUGAGAUAUAUGAGAU
Rhinichthys klamathensis goyatoka is the source of this 499-nucleotide messenger RNA. RefSeq lists its product as uncharacterized. The record is from RefSeq and is a predicted model, not a curated record. The transcript has 3 exons. The coding region runs from base 72 to 440 and encodes 122 amino acids. Lineage: Eukaryota; Metazoa; Chordata; Actinopteri; Cypriniformes; Leuciscidae.